GAUAAGGAAGUAGGAUAUAAACAAAAUAAGUUCACUGAAGUGAAUGUUCGUACUUUAGUUCGAUAGUUGCACAGUAGAUUCAACAUAUUUUCUAAAUCUGUCUUCUAUAUCUCAAGCAGCAAAUUAUAAUUUGUAAAAAUGCCAAACAAGGACAGUAAAGUACUGUUUCUUCAAUCGGCACCGCCAAAAUUUGAAGAAAUACAAAAGACUAUUUUUAAUGAUGGAGCUGUGGAUUUUAUAUGGAGAAUUCACAAGACGUUCGAGAAGCAAAUUGAACAAUUUUAUAAAGAUAGGUUGCAACGCACUGUCAUAACGCAAACUCUUUCGACUUUGGACUUUAAAAAGUCGCCCGAAAGAAGUGAUAAAUCCUGGACUAUUGCUCCCCUGCCACCUAGAUUACAAAAUCGGCACUUAGACCUUGGCGAUGUCUCAGCAUCAAACACCGCUCACUUUGUUUCUUCUCUCAAUGAAGAUGUGCAAGGCAUUCAAGUUGACUUUGAUGAUGGGCACUGCCCCACAUGGAAGAAUCAAUUGCAGGCAUACCAGAAUAUUAAGUUAGCUGUAAUGGGUAAGCUUCUUGGAGCACCCAUAACUAUCACUACAUGCCCUGUAUUGAUGUUGAGACCCAGAGCUUGGAACAUGAUAGAACACAAUAUUUUGAUCGAAGGCAAGGAAGCCAUUGGUCCUUUGGUUGAUUUUGCAGUUUUGAUGUACCACAAUGGAAAACUUCUUUAUGAAGCUAAUAGUGGUCCUUACUUUUACCUGUCCAAAUUGGAGGGGGCGACAGAAGCAUUGAUGUGGAAUGAAAUAUUUGUUUGGGCUCAGAAUGAACUUGGUCUGCCACAGGGCACAAUAAAAGCAUGUGUUUUAAUUGAGAACAUAGUGUCUAGUUUUGAAUUAGACGAAAUUUUAUAUGCAUUAAGAGACCAUUCAUUAGGUCUUAACUGUGGCAUAUGGGAUUACUGUGCAUCUAUAAUAUCCAAGUUUGGGGAUCGCAAGGAGUUCUUGCUACCGGAUCGCAAUAAGUACGUGAAUAUGGAUCGCCACUUCCUGAACAGUUAUAUGAAGCUGGUUGUAAGUACAUGCCACGCUAGAGGUGCUCCUGCCACUGGUGGUAUGGCAGCCGCUAUGUUGAAACCCGGUUCCGACGUCAAUGACAAAGACUCUAAAGUUAUAAUAACAAAGAUACUGGCUGCAAAAUCAAAGGAGAUCGAAUGUGGUGUUGAUGGAUUCAUGGUCUACGAUGCAAGAGUUGUGCCUCAAAUCAACGAGCUCUGGAAGAAAAGCGGAGCCACACCAAAUCAGAUAGGCAAACAAAUCAAUGUGAAUAUUACAGCUCAGGACCUUCUGUCUAUACCACGUGAUGGUGUGACGUUGCAAGGUCUGAAGCAUAACGUGGCUAUCUCCAUUCUCUUCAUCUACUAUUGGUUAGCCGGCAUCGGGCAUUUCUUCUAUAGCGGUAAUGUUGAAGAUUCCGCAACAGCAGAAAUAUCCAGGUUUCAAAUCUGGCAAUGGAUACGUUUCUCUACGCCUUUAGAAGACGAUCCUAAAGUGGUUGUGACUGCCAAGUUAGUUGAGAAGUCUGCAGCAAGUUUCGCCGCGCACGCGCAUAAGAACCUUUGCCGGUCGAAUGCUGAGCGCAAGCGCUUGACCGCUGCUAGAUACAUGUGUAUGGAGUUAUUUCUAAGCAGGAACCCUCCGGAAUUUAUAACAAGUUAUCUAAAUGAUAAUCAUAAAUUCAGAACAUUGCACAACAAAGCUCUUUUGAGCAAUUUAUGAAAAAAGUAUAUGACUAAGGUUCUACUUACCUUUACAUAGUUUUUGGAAUAAUUAUGGCUAACCUUCAUUGUCUUUUGGUUUUUGCUAAUAACGAUGAAGGACUCUGACAAAUUAAGCUUAUAAAUACUAGGUAUACUAAGUAGCCAACUCUACCAAAGUAUGGGUUAUUGAACAUAACCGUUAUUGAAGUUAUGACGUACCUAUAUUAUUAUUAUAAAAUUAAUUUCAUCAAUCAAUUUUUUAAACCAUCGGACAUUUUACCAAUAUUAACGUUUAUUUUUAUAUUGAGACUAGGUUUUCAACUGUGACUAAUUCACUUGCUAACCAGAUGUCACUCUAUUAAUCUAGAUUUUAUCUAUAUAAAUUUUAAGUUUUGUUUAAAGGAAAUGCUGGCUUCAUCUUGUUUUUUUAUAUAAUGUUGACAUGUAAAAGUGCUUUAAGGCCUACCUAUUUAUAAAAAAUGUAUUUACUAUUUCCGUAAUAAGAGCU
Spodoptera exigua (beet armyworm) is the source of this 2268-nucleotide messenger RNA. The record is from the annotation of a GenBank genome assembly. NCBI's taxonomy places the organism in Eukaryota, Metazoa, Arthropoda, Insecta, Lepidoptera, Noctuidae.